AUGCUCCUGGACUCCCCUGCGCCCACUCUAACUCCCACCACCUCCUCCCCUCCUCCCCCCCUCACCCCUGCUCCCUCUGUCUCCUCGGCCCACGGACCGAAGGCGGCGGCGGCGGGCGGGGCUCUGUCCCCUCACAUCCUCGUCCCAGCUCCACCUAAACUCACCUCCACGGCGGCCCCCGCCCUGCGGACAUACUCCCGCCCCAUCCUUCCCUCCCCAGCCAUCAAGGCUUCUCCUUCUCCUUCCACGCAGUCCUCCUCCUCCUCUUCUUGCUCUGCUGUCACUGUGACCGCAGCUUCCUCCCUAUCCUCCUCCUCUUCAUCGGGCGUGACGGCCAGCAUCACCACGACUUCCACCAAGACCUCCACCAGCCUCACCAAUGGGAGCACCAGACCUGGGCCCACCUCCACGGCCAUUACACCGUUUCACACCCCGGCCAGCCCACCUGGCCGACAGGCACAACAGGCAAAUCCUGCGGGUACACCUGGUCUUGUGCGAGCCAAUCAGGGCCCCUCACCUGUCAGGCAGAGGGUAUCCCAGCAGGCUUUGCUCCUGGGGAAAGGUCUCAAAGGGUCUGGCCAAGACCAGGUUCUGCUGAGAGCAAAGAUGCUCAUUCUUACGUCUGCUAUGCGACCUGCACAGUCUCCUUCUUCCUCCUCCUCUUCCUCCUCCGUCCCUUCCUCUAACCCCGCCUCCGCUCAGCUGCAGAGUCUCACCUUGAGGCCUCCUCCCCCUGGGACCCUCACUAUCCCCCCUUCUCUCAGGCUGAAGCCUCCCUCCUCGGCCCCGCCGCCCCUCUCCCGGCCCAACGCCCCUGUGUUCCCGCCCCUCAGGCCACGACCGCAGCCCAGCACCACGACGACGGAGAGCCAGACCACGCCCAGCCGCUACCUUCCUGUCCCGCCUCCAACUCUCUACUCUCCAGUCCGAGCCGUCCCGCUGAGACCCAGGCUUCACUCUCCCAGCAGUCACCGAGCAACAACCCCUCGACAUUCCCAAGCCCUCCAACCCAUCUCUGCGGCUCCAUCCAGUCAGACAGUGUCCGUCAGCAAGCCGCUGACCGGGCUGAAGAGCGCUCCAUCCACGCCAACCGUUCUGGCUCCAUCCCCGUCCCAAAACAGCCUGGGAUCUUCUUCCAACCACUUUGAGCGCUCACCGUCUGCAGCUAGGCAGCUCCAGAUGAUCGCCCUGUCAUCUGGUCACCAGUCACAGGCGGGUGCAUAUGCCCACACUGUGGUGCCGUCCAAACCUGCUGAGCUGGUUGAGCUUUCCAGCCAAUCAAAGAGGACUGGAAACAAGGAAGACUUGGGUCGUAUUCCUUUAAAAUCCCCCCCUUUACCCUCUGCUCCAUCUCACUCACAGACUCUGAACAAGAAGAGAGAGCCAAAGGAGACUGAGGAGCAAGGAGACUCCAGCCGAGGAGCUAAACCCGGAGUCAGAGAUGAACAGAGUGUCAGUAAAGACUUCCUGGGGGAGCAAGAUGUCCACAUAGAGAAGGUGAAGCAAGAGAAACUCGCUAAGAUGGAGCCAAACCCUGAAUCAGAGAGAGACAAGGAUCCGAUGGAGAUAACAGAGGAAGAGGAGAAAGACAAAGAGAGGAGAGGAAAGAAAAGGAAGCUGGAGGAGGAGGAAGGAGACGCUGCCAUGGAUACAUCUGACAGCCUGGUUGCUCGGCCUCUACAUCAGAACCAGAACACAGAACCACUUUCAGCUCCUGAUACCGUUAAAGACGCAAACAUUGAAUCAAAACCUAAGCUGGAUCUCUCUCCAAUCCCAGUUAAAGCUCCUCUAAAAGGACUAGUUUCAGUCAAAACUCCAGUUACAGAACCCACUCCAGUUGGAACCCCAGGCCAAGCUCCUAUCAAACCUUCUGUAAAAGGACCAGUUUCCACUAGAACUCAAGCUACUGGAACAGUUCCAGUACAAACAGCUGUAACAGGACCGGUUUCAGCCAAAACACCAGUAACAGGACCAGCAACAGUCAGUACCCCAAUAAAAGGACCAGCUUCGACAAGAAUUCAAGUAACAGGACCAGUUUCAAUCAAAACACCACUGACCGGACCAGCAUCAGGUAAUACCACAGUAAAAGGAACAACUCCAACCCAGUCCCCAGUGACAGAAUCCGUUCCAGUUGCAACACCAGUAGCAGCACCUGGUCCAGUUGAAUCACCAGUAAUAGUACCAGUUCCUUUAAAAACUUCAGUGAAAGGAGCAGUACCGACUAAAGCUCAAGUUACGGGAACAGCUCCAGUCCAAACACCAGUAAAAGGACCAGCACCAGUUCAUCCACCAAUAAAAGGACCAGCACCAGUUCAUCCACCAAUAAAAGGACCAGCACCAGUUCAUCCACCAAUAAAAGGACCAGCACCAGUUCAUCCACCAAUAAAAGGACCAGCACCAGUUCAUCCACCAAUAAAAGGACCAGCACCAGUUCAUCCACCAAUAAAAGGACCAGCACCAGUUCAUCCACCAAUAAAAGGACCAGCACCAGUUCAUCCACCAAUAAAAGGACCAGCACCAGUUCAUCCACAAAUAAAAGGACCAGCCUCAACCAAAACUCCAGUAGCAGUUCCUGUCCAAACACCAGUAACAGGACCAGCUCCUAUUAAGACUCCUUUAAUAGAACUGGUUUCAACCCAAACACAAACAAAAGGACUAGUUCUGAGCCAUAAACCCGUAAUAGGACCGAUUUUGGUCCAACCACCGGCAACAGAACCAGUUCCUGAGAACUCGGCCCAAAGUCAGAGGCUUUCAGAACCUCAGCGGGACCUUCAGCUCAGCCAGGAGGACUUCUGUGAGAACAUGUCAACUCAGUCCGACAACCAGUCAGCAUUGUCCAGCCUUUCUUCCCAGUCUCCUCCCUCCUCCCCCUUCAUCGUCACCUCGUCAGAAAACCCUCCCCCCCUGCUCCCCGCUCAGGUCACCACCCCAACUGAUCUCAGCCUAACUCAUCACGGGGCGGCGAAGGCUGACAAAACACCAUCAGAUUCCCAUCACGCACCUGAAGCUGAAUCUGAACCUAACUACCAAUCAGAAGAGGAGUCUGAGAGCUUCAGCCAAUCUCUGGGCGGCCCCUGGGAAAUGAAGGCGUGGCCUGAGGGACGACAGGUUCUUACUCACCUGGUGGAGGGAUUUGUCAUUCAGGAGGGUCUCCAACCGUUUCCUGUGAACCGUUCCUCCCUGCUGGUUCCAGAGCAGGCCCCCAAACAGGAAGUGAACGGGACCAAUGGAAGAGAGGCGCUGCCAGCAGUAGAGCCCAUAAAGCAGACGGAGCCCUCCACUGAUUCAGAGGAAGAGGACGCCGGUGAUGCGGAGUCGGGCCACAGAGAUCGGACGGUGCUGCACUGUCAGUUCUGUGGGAAACGAGGCCACGCACACAACUUCAUGCGGUCCAAACGCUUCUGCUCCACUUCCUGUGCCCGCGGGUUCAACGUCCGGCUGACAAAGCGCCUGAGGGCCCUGAGUGCAGGCAGCCGAUCCGAGAGGCCCCGUCCCACUCUGAACCGGGCGGAGUCGGUACCUGGGAAACCACUGCUGCUGCGCUUGCCUCGGGACCUUUGGAGCGCCGGGCGGCGCGAGAAGGACGGGAAAGAGAAGCCAGCGACUGCGGCAGUGGUGGAGCAGAAGGAUGAGGAGGAAGACACAGACACGCAGGAGUCUCCACAUGUCUUUGGGGAGGCGGAGGAAGACGAUGAUGAUGGAGGGGAGGAGGAUCCUGCUGUCGCCAUGGUAGCCAGGAUGGAGAGGCGAGCAGCCCGGAGAGCGAGGAGGGCGUCUGCCCCCGCCGUCUCGGCGUCGACGCCCACCACCACGUUCCGCCCCGCCCCGUCCCAGUGGAGCGUGGAGGAGGUGACCGCCUUCAUCCACACGCUGCCGGGGUGCGGUGACGUGGCCGAGGCCUUCAGGAUGCAGGAAAUCGACGGGCAGGCUCUGCUGCUGCUAACUGAGGACCACCUGAUGACCAGCAUGAACAUUAAGCUGGGCCCUGCCCUUAAGAUCUGCGCUCACAUCAACGCUCUGAAAAACCAGUGAAAAGAGACAGAGCCAAACCUGGAGAAGGGAGAACUUCAGAGGGCAAUAAAGAGGAGAGAAAAUCUUUGGUUACAACAGGUCUGAAGCUGACACCAAGGAUGACAGAAAAAAGUCACAAAAAGAGGAAAAUGUCAGUAAUUUAUAAUUUAUGACGUUCUAAUAAAGGCGUGGCCUUAUGGGAGCAGAACGAGCAGAAACUCAUCUGUCUGCAGCUGAGUGUAGCAGGAAACCCCGGAGAGCUUUUGUACCUUUCUGUAUAUUUUACAUGCCACUGGAGAGUGUACAUUUCAAGCUAUUUCAUGAAGGAUUUUCAACAUUUAAUAUAUGAAAUUUGUCUAUUUAGUUUUUUUAGAGUGUGACGUCGAUGACAAAUCUAUACCCGUAGCUAACAUAACCAGUGUGUGGGAGUGUGGCUGUGUGAAUGUUAAAGGAGGAAGAAAAGGAAGAUCGAGAUCUGUAGAUUUUGUGUGAUUCAUUAAAGUUUCAUGUUUUCUAUCAACAUAUUCUGGACAAAAUACGUCUAUCGGUUGAAAAGAGAGAACAGUGGCUAUCAGGGUAGAGAGCGGUGUCUUCAGUCGUCACAUUUUUAUGAUAUCCUGCUUGAAAUUAUUUAAUAAAUGAAGAAUUAAUCAAACAGAAUGAUUGUUUUGUUG
Cyprinodon variegatus (sheepshead minnow) is the source of this 4685-nucleotide messenger RNA. RefSeq names its product mucin-5AC-like (gene phc3b). NCBI's taxonomy places the organism in Eukaryota, Metazoa, Chordata, Actinopteri, Cyprinodontiformes, Cyprinodontidae. The transcript is spliced from 12 exons. Gene Ontology annotation, molecular function: zinc ion binding; protein binding. The coding region runs from base 1 to 4032 and encodes 1343 amino acids. The record is from RefSeq and is a predicted model, not a curated record. Gene Ontology annotation, cellular component: nucleus; PRC1 complex.